AUGAUGCAUCCAAUCACAAAGAUCAUAGCCGUUGUGAUCAUCUCAAUGGUUUCUGGGGCCGCCACGGGUGCUGAUCCUCAAUCUCCCUACUGCGACAUCAUCCUCGACCACUUGAACCCUUGCCUUCCCUAUAUACUUCAAGGUGAGGUGAAGCCAGCCAAGGUUUGCUGUGAUGGUGUCCUGGGCCUCACACAGUAUACAAACGCCAAGGGAGGCCAACAAAAUAUAUGUGACUGCGUCAAGGCUGCAGCAAUUUUGAUGGGGGCACCUGUUGAUAAUUUCUCUAAGAUUUCUUCUCUUCCCAAAACUUGUGGCCUAUCGGUCACACUUCCACCCAUCUCUAGCGGCACCGAUUGUUCUCAGUAA
This is a messenger RNA of Prunus armeniaca (apricot), 366 nucleotides long. NCBI's taxonomy places the organism in Eukaryota, Viridiplantae, Streptophyta, Magnoliopsida, Rosales, Rosaceae. The record is from the annotation of a GenBank genome assembly.